CCUUUCUUCAUAAUGGGUUCGUUGAGACGGUGAAGUCUCUGGAAGAUUUUGCUGGGGGAAGAAGUAAUUAGGGGUUUCAGAGUGAAAAGAUGGAAACUUUAGGUUCAUCUGAUUGCAAUUUAGAGAUUUUAGAAACUCUCUCAGAGGAUGCGAUUCAAGAGAUUACUGAAAGCUACGAUGGGUUUUUCACUACUGUGGAGUCUCUCAUUGCCGGCACAGGAGAUUCCUCAGUUGAAGAUGAGUUUGUGUCUCAUGUGUAUUGUCUCUGCAAGUACGGGCUUGAGUCUCUUGUUCGUGACCAUUUCCUCAGUUCACUCGAGCAAGCUUUUGAGAAGGGAGGUGCAUCGAGUUUUUGGCAUCAUUUUGAUGCUUAUAGUGAGAAGAAACUUACUAAUUGUGGAGAGGAGAUUCAGGUUGUGUUAUGCAAGGCUUUGGAAGAGAUAUCUAUUGAAAAAAAGUAUCAUGAGAAGUGUCUGUCCAUGUUGGUUCAUGCUUUGCAGUCGUUUAAAGAACAGUCAUCAGAGGAUAGACAGAACUCAGAUACAGAGAGAGCUAAUCUUUUUGUGAGAUUCCAGUCAAUGUUGUCUUCAACUUUGAUGACUACUCUUCCUCAGCAUUUUCCUGAAAUACUCCACUGGUAUUUUAAGGAAAGGCUGGAAGAGUUAAGUGCAAUCAUGGAUGGAGAUGGUGAAGAGCGAGAGGAUGAUUGCAUGGAUUUGGACGAAAAGUUGAGAUAUAAAAAUGGAGAAAUGGAUGUUGAUGAAGGUUAUGCCCAAGGGAAACGUUUGGGACAUGACAAGUUGGUAAAGAACAUUGGGAAAGUGGUCCGUGAUCUUAGAAGCAUUGGCUUUACAUCUAUGGCUGAAAAUGCUUAUGCUUCUGCCAUCUUUUUGCUUCUUAAGGCGAAAGUCCAUGACCUGGCUGGUGAUGAUUACAGGACUUCUGUUUUGGAAUCAAUCAAAGAAUGGAUUCAGAUAGUCCCUCUACAAUUCCUUAAUGCACUUCUUUCUUAUCUUGGUGAUUCUGUAAGUUAUGGUUCUGCAUCUUCUGACCUCACGUCCCCUCUGGCUUGUUGUCCAUCUCCAAGCUUUUCCAGAGUGGUGACUCCUUCCGAAGGAAUUGUUAGAUGGAAAUUACGGCUAGAAUAUUUUGCGUAUGAGACACUGCAAGAUUUAAGGAUAGCCAAAUUAUUUGAGAUCAUUGUUGAUUAUCCUGAGAGUUCUCCUGCCAUUGAAGACUUAAAACAGUGUCUUGAAUAUACUGGGCAGCAUUCUAAGCUAGUUGAAUCUUUUAUUUCUUCGCUGAAAUAUCGUCUGCUCACUGCUGGUGCCUCAACCAAUGAUAUAUUGCAUCAGUAUGUAUCCACUAUCAAAGCCCUUAGAGCAAUAGACCCAGCUGGUGUAUUCCUGGAAGCAGUGGGUGAACCAAUUAGAGACUAUUUACGGGGGCGGAAAGACACCAUUAAAUGUAUUGUUACUAUGCUUACUGAUGGAAGUGGAGGGAAUGCAAAUGGUUCUGGAAACCCUGGGGAUAGUCUUCUUGAAGAAUUAAUGAGGGAUGAAGAAAACCAAGAGAAUGCCGGUUUUGACGAUGAUUUUCAUACUGAUGAUAAGCAAGCCUGGAUCAAUGCUUCCCGUUGGGAACCAGACCCUGUUGAGGCUGAUCCUUUAAAAGGUAGCCUUAGUCAGAGGAAGGUAGACAUACUUGGAAUGCUUGUUGAUAUAAUUGGAUCAAAAGAGCAAUUAGUAAAUGAAUAUCGUGUUAUGCUCGCGGAAAAGCUUCUUAACAAGACUGAUUAUGACAUCGACACUGAGAUACGCACUGUCGAACUUCUCAAGAUACAUUUUGGAGAAGCCAGUAUGCAAAGAUGUGAGAUCAUGCUGAACGACUUAAUUGAUUCUAAGAGAGUCAACACCAACAUUAAAAAGGCAACUCAAGCAGGCGCCGAGUUAAAAGAGAAUGAGUUAUCUGUUGAUACUCUUACCUCGACAAUACUUUCAACAAACUUCUGGCCACCAAUUCAGGAUGAACCUCUAGAGCUACCAGGACCUAUUGACAAACUGCUAUCAGAUUAUGCCAAUCGGUAUCAUGAAAUCAAGACCCCUCGUAAACUACUUUGGAAGAAAAAUCUUGGCACUGUCAAGUUGGAGUUGCAAUUUGAAGACAGAGCUAUGCAGUUCACGGUCUCCCCCACACAUGCAGCCAUUAUAAUGCAAUUUCAAGAAAAGAAAAGUUGGACCUCUAAAGAUCUUGCUGCAGCCAUUGGGAUACCCAUUGAUGCAUUAACCCGAAGAGUCAACUUCUGGAUAAGCAAGGGAGUCCUGAGAGAAUCUACAGGAGCAAACUCGAAUUCCAAAGUGUUAACGCUCGUUGAAUCCAUAGCUGAUUCUGGAAAGAACGAAGGCGAGGAGCUUCUAACAGGCGAUGAGGAGAGUGAAACAUCGAUUGCUUCUGUGGAAGAUCAGCUUCGCAAAGAAAUGACGAUAUAUGAGAAAUUCAUCAUGGGAAUGCUCACAAAUUUUGGUACCAUGGCACUAGAACGAAUCCAUAACACUCUCAAGAUGUUUUGUGUUGCUGAUCCUUCUUAUGACAAGUCCCUGCAACAGCUUCAGAGUUUUCUUUCUGGUUUGGUUUCCGAAGAGAAACUAGAGUUUAGAGACGGAAUGUAUUUGCUAAAAAAGUAGAACAACUCUUUUCAUGUGUUAAGCUAGAACUAAUUCUUUUUGUCUUUAAUUUGUAUCAAGAUCCUUGUUCCUAAAAGAAUUAGUGCUAUGUAGUUGUUGUUACCUCAGGGAUAUGUAAUGAUAUAAAUAAGGGAUUUGAAGAAAUGAUGUUCAUUUUGGCUCGGUCAAUGAAA
Molecule: messenger RNA, 2857 nt
Organism: Capsella rubella
Lineage: Eukaryota; Viridiplantae; Streptophyta; Magnoliopsida; Brassicales; Brassicaceae
Product: anaphase-promoting complex subunit 2
Exons: 16
Coding region: 90-2684 (864 amino acids)
Biological process (GO): ubiquitin-dependent protein catabolic process
Cellular component (GO): anaphase-promoting complex
Molecular function (GO): ubiquitin protein ligase binding
Source: RefSeq, a predicted model, not a curated record